AUGCAACUCACAAAAACCCUCUUCGUGUGCGCCACAUUGAUCGCUACCACUGUCGCGCAAUCUCCUACAACAACCAGCCUUCACUUCACCUCCAUCCCAACCAGUUUGGUUGCUGGUGUCAAGCAAUCAAUCGGAUGGGCAGGUGGUAAUGGCAAUGGCGUGAACAUCAUUCUCCAACAAGGCCCAGCAGAUAACCUUCUGGACGUGCCAAUUGCCCCAAUCGCAUCUGGGGACCAAGGAACUUCCACCACGUGGACCCCACCCAAGUCGCUUCCUGAUGCUGGCAAUUACGCAUUGAGGAUCGAACAGGGCGAGGAUGCUGUCAAUUACUCUGGCAUGCUCCAACUCUUCGGCGGGUGCUCAACCUGCCCCACUGACGCUGUCGCUGCUCUCGCCACGGCCUCGUCCUCAACGUCCUCAAUGUCCUCAACGUCCUCAAUGUCCUCAACUGGCUCUGCCACUGCUUCUUCGCCCUCCUCAACUGCCUCCUCUAGCUCAAAGAGCGGCGUCGUUACUCCUAUCGUCGCUCCUGGAUCCAAAUCAAGCAGCAAUUCCACGGGUGCCGCUGGUUCCUUAGGCAAUUCAACUACCACCGGUUCAAGCAUGAACUCGACAAUGGGCACAGGUAGCAUGGCGAACAUGACCAUGCCCGGCACCAAUUCGACCACGAACUCGACCACGAGCUCGACCAUGAGCACCGCUAAGCUACACGCUACUUCGUCGAAAUCGUCCUCCUCAUCCUCCACCUCGUCAUCUUCCACAUCCUCGUCCUCAAGCGAGAGCACUUCAAGCAGCACUGGCAGCAGCACAAGCCCAUCUGCAACAAAGAAGAGCAGCGGUGUCACGGUGGCAGCGAGCAACUUCGCCUUAGUGCUUUGCGCUAUCGUUGGUGUUGUCUACCUGGGAUAG
Molecule: messenger RNA, 909 nt
Organism: Letharia lupina
Lineage: Eukaryota; Fungi; Ascomycota; Lecanoromycetes; Lecanorales; Parmeliaceae
Exons: 2
Coding region: 1-909 (302 amino acids)
Source: RefSeq, a predicted model, not a curated record